Messenger RNA from Peronospora matthiolae, 1575 nucleotides. Lineage: Eukaryota; Oomycota; Peronosporomycetes; Peronosporales; Peronosporaceae. The record is from the annotation of a GenBank genome assembly.
AUGGAUAUCACAGCAGCGUGGCAAGAAGUGGCGCGGUUCAAGGAGACGAGCAUCGCCACCUCCGCUCACUUAUACGGACAAGACCAGGAGAACGCGCUCGUGCACGAGUUCCUGGAAAAAGUCCCGAUUGCGACGCUAUUCGCGUGUCUACAGGACGCCAGCGAUCGUAGAUCUAGUAAAGAGGUCAAGCAGGCGUGUAAGUGCAUCAACCGCGUGCUGAGCUCUGGGACGGAUGGCUCGAGUCUCUUUUUCCAGCCGGAUAUCGUUCCUUUCGUGCUGGCUGGUCUGUCUCAUGUGGAGAAGGAGGCGAAAGAGCUCGUGAUGAAUCAGUUUAUUGCACACUUAGGCAAGAAGCCAACGCCACAUCAGUACAAAGUUGUGGCGGACCCUUUGAUUCUGGAGCGAGUGUGUAGUGGGAUUGGUGAUGAAGAUAUUGAGGUUGCUGCCAAGGCUUCGACUGUGCUAGAAACGUUUUCAAGCAUCCCCGAAAGCACGAUUUACCAGGCAGUACUGGACUCGCUCAAGAAAAAAGUGCAGAGCAGUGAGAUUACGGAGAACUCGAUCGAGUACAUGCGGUACCUUGAAACGAUCGUAAAGAUCUGCGCUCAAGAUGAUACCCACAUGGAGUGUGGCAUCGCGUUGGGUGCCAUUGAUUUGAUUCUGGACUGCUUAAAUUCGACCGAUCCUCUGUUCUUGAUGAACGUUGUUGAUUUGAUUCCGGCGGUUUGCCGAACCAAAAUUGGUGUCGAGUAUGUCUCCAAGUCAGGAACGCUAAAAAAUCUAUUGGAGAUGACACAAGACCCAUUCGUUGGAGGAAACGUGAUUCGACUUGUAGGUGAGAUCUCGGCUACUGCAGCCCGGUCCGACAUCGAGUCGUGGAGUUGGAGUGACGCUACCCUUUCUGAGGCUUUCUUGGAAACGGUGGAGCGCAAAAUGCAGAGCUCGGAUGCGCUGGACCAGAUUGCAGCGAUGGAUGCGCUUGCUGCGUUUGGAUCUGCAUCCGACAAAGAACUCCUCCUACUGCAUCAGCAUCAAAGAAUUUGUCAAAAGUGGCUGCACUUCAGCACCAGUACGAAGUUGCCCGUCAAAGCCAACUGUUUUCACUCCAUCGCACGUGUCCUCGGGGCACAAACGCGACUUACAAAGCAACCCGAUGAAGUGCCGAAGGAGGACGAAGAAGUCUGGAACAUGUGCGAGCGCUUGUUCAAUGGUCUUGUCACCGAGUGUGCGCAGCAGUCCACCAUGGUGCUACUGAUGAACACGUUGAAGCAGCCAUUCGAGGAGCUGCGAACAUCCGUGUUUCACGUGCUACGCUCGGUCGCAGCGCAGAACAAUUCAUGGGGCAUGCGGGUGCUGCUGUCAUACGGCGGUUUUUUCGAGUUCCUCCUGGAUCGCACGACCGAGGCGACAAAGGACACGCGCGAGUGGAAAUUUGCUGUGCUCGACGCCGUGCUUGCCUCGCCGUUCCAGUCGCAAUUGGACGAAUCGCUGCAAGAAAAGUUGAAGGCCAGUUUGCGUCAAGGUCCGUACGCCAAAGCGGCGGCUCUAGCUGAAAUGGCACUCGAGUCGGUGUAG